CCGGUUGUUGAGGCGUAGAAUUUCCCUGUAAAAUGGGGGUGCAUGCAAAAAGGUGGUCAAUGCGGUUAAAUGGAUGUCCCUUAUCUCUAGCGCUUAACCUUCUAGAAGCACCUAUCCACUUUAUACAUGUAGUUUUCGUUAUUUUAGCGCAUCCGGCAGUAAUAGUGAUGGUUUGGGGCCUUAGCGUGCCGGACGCAUCUGUCGUUUCUUCCGGCUUAUGCCACUUACCCUGGCUCUUUGCUGCAUUUGUAAUUCGCGCCGCGAUCGCGCCGCGAUUACCACAUGUUUCCUUGGCAGAAACUCGAAAAUCAUAGUGAAUUGGGGUUGCAUUGGCUGGUUAUGUUGAUUGCCGAAU
Messenger RNA from Pseudomassariella vexata, 355 nucleotides. RefSeq lists its product as uncharacterized. The transcript has a single exon. Bases 33 to 314 code for a protein of 93 amino acids. Lineage: Eukaryota; Fungi; Ascomycota; Sordariomycetes; Amphisphaeriales; Pseudomassariaceae. The record is from RefSeq and is a predicted model, not a curated record.